GAGCUCGUCCCACUCUCUCAGUUCCCGGCCGGCCGGCGGAGGAGCUGACUUCUGUUUGAUGGGUUUUUUUUUCAGGUCUUUUCCCCACCUGUGAAGAUGGGGUUUGAUGCCCUUUUCAUCGGCGUCUCUGUCUCACUCCCAGAAAGAAGUAAUAAAAGGCACUGCUGCUGCUGCUGCGACUACGACUGCGACUGCGAGAGAGAGAGCGACUGCUUCCACUGAGAAAAAGAAACAAGCCCUUCCACUCUACUACCCCAACUCCCCUCCCCAAACAUCGUACCAAAAGCGCUCCUCAAGCCCACUGGCUCUCCCCACCAUGGACUCCUUCAGCCUCCUCUCCUACUGGCGCGCUGCCCUCUCUUCCCACCCCACCAACAACCCCGACCUUAUCGCUACUGAAGACGACGAUGACGACGAUGAUGAUGAUGCCUCUUUCUUCGAUCUUGAGUUCUCUCAAGCCGUUGCUGAUGCUGAUGCUGAAGUCGACGACGAGGCCUCUGACGAUGAGAAUGCGUUCGGCCUCGAUCUUGCCUCCGAUGCCUCCUCCCCACCCCACGACCUUUUCCUCAAACCCUCGUCCACCAUCGUCUUCGAGACUGACUCCAAGCCCAGCCAGUUCCCCGCUUCUCUCCUCAAAUCCGCCACUAAACUCCGCGUCCUUAUGCUCGCUUUCAAGAAGGCGAAAGGCUCCACCGCUGCCGCGUCGGCCCCGUCGUCACCUAAGCUCGGUAAGUAUUUUAUCAAGUUCAAGGUCGAGGAGGUGCCCAUAGUGUCCUUCUUCACUCGUGACAGUAGCGCCAAGACCAAACCAGAGGUCACCACCACGGCGGACAGCGACGAGAAGAAGCUCUCCAAGGACGUCGUCCUCAAGUACCUCAACAAGAUCAAACCUUUGUACAUGAGAGUAUCUAGGCGAUACCUCGAGAAGCUCAUCGGAGAACGCAGCUCAUCAGAGAACCCACAAGCGCCACUCACCAACGUCGAAAAGGACAGCACCGGUGUCAUCCCUACAGGCCUAAGAGUGGUCCGCAAGAAGCUCAAAAAGAGCAGAUCAGCAUCAUCAGCGACAGCACCACCAUCACCUCCUCGCCGGCGAGACGACUCACUGAUCGAGCAACAAGAUGGGAUCCAGAACGCCAUCGCGCACUGCAAGCUCUCCUUCAACAAAGAGUCUCAAUCAUCCCGCUCACAAGGGUCCGAGUCACCGCUGAUCCGGUCACUGAGCGACCCAGGCGAGUGUUAGUUAAUGCUCGAGCUUUGGAACCAAGCCAAUGAAAUGUAAUGAAACGUAGUGUAAUGAUGUUAUCCAUCUUAAUCUUUUAAUCCUCUUAUUAAGCUUUGUAAAUCAUGCUUUUAAUUUUUUUUUAACUAAUUAGUUACUAAAAGA
Dioscorea cayenensis subsp. rotundata (Guinea yam) is the source of this 1387-nucleotide messenger RNA. Its product is annotated as probable membrane-associated kinase regulator 2. Gene Ontology annotation, cellular component: plasma membrane. The transcript has 3 exons. Lineage: Eukaryota; Viridiplantae; Streptophyta; Magnoliopsida; Dioscoreales; Dioscoreaceae. The record is from RefSeq and is a predicted model, not a curated record. The coding region runs from base 107 to 1243 and encodes 378 amino acids.